Messenger RNA from Morchella sextelata, 1035 nucleotides. RefSeq lists its product as uncharacterized. Lineage: Eukaryota; Fungi; Ascomycota; Pezizomycetes; Pezizales; Morchellaceae. The record is from RefSeq and is a predicted model, not a curated record. Bases 1 to 1035 code for a protein of 344 amino acids. The transcript is spliced from 3 exons.
AUGAUGGAUGAGAAGUUCGCGAACGAAAUGCCGCCACACCACCCCUAUGACCAACAGAUACCGCUUAAGGAAGGAAAAGAACCCCCGUUUGGGCCACUCUAUGGUAUAUCCUACAAGGAACUCAUCGUGCUCAAGCAAUACAUACAGGAUAACCUUGAAAAGGGGUUUAUCCAGGCCAUCUCUUCCCCCGCCGGUGCCCCCAUCGUAUUUGUUAAAAAGGCUGCUGGAACACUCCAUCCGAAUGGCUGGAGUGAAAAAUGGAAAACAUCCUUUUGUACACGUGACAGGGAUUUCGGAUAUAGAGUGAUGCCUUUCGGCCUUACCAAUGCGCCAGCCACCUUCCAACACUUUAUUAACGAUUGCGUCCGUGACUACCUUGAUAUGUUCUGUCCAGCCUACCUUGACAAUAUUCUCAUCUACAAUUACAUCUUCGAAGAACAUCAACUACAUGUCAAAAAGGUCCUGGAAGCCCUACCAAGAAAUGGAGUACUGCUGAAACCAGAGAAAUUCGAAUUUCAUACACAAAGCAUCAUCUACCUCGGCUUCAUUAUGGAACCAAAUGGUAUUAAAAUGGAUUCGAAGAAAGUAGAGCCAGUGAAGAAUUGGACCGUCCCCAAAACAGCCCAAAUGGUCUUCAACCUCCUGAGAAAAAGCCUUCACAGCCGCUCCCAUCCUCACCCCUUUCGACCCAGAAAAGAAAUUACUGUGGAAACCGAUGCAUCUGACUAUGUCUCUGUCACUGUACUCUCCCAAUACAAUGAUAAUGGUACCCUUCGACCCGUCACAUACUUCUCAAAGAAGCACUCCCCCGCCGAAUGCAACUAUGAGAUUUAUGACAAAGAAUUACUGGCGAUUAUUCGAUCCUUAGAGGAAUGGCGACCGGAACUUGAAGGGGCUGCACACCCAAUCACCGUCAUAUCCGAUCAUAAGAAUCUCAAAUACUUUAUGAGUACUAAACAAAUCAACCGGAGACAACCACACUGGGCAGAAUACCUAUCAUGUUUCAAUUUUGUCAUCAAGUACCGACCAGGGUAA